AUGGCUUCCCAGUUUCAUCAGCUUCGGAUCCUGGUGUGGAAAAAUUGGCUGGGUGUCAAAAGGCAGCCGCUUUGGACACUUGUCUUGAUCUUAUGGCCAGUCAUUAUCUUCAUAAUUUUGGCUAUUACCCGGACUAAAUUUCUUCCAUCACCAAAACCAACCUGUUACAUGGCACCUCGAAAUCUUCCUAGUGCCGGCUUCUUCCCGUUCCUACAAACCCUGCUCUGUGACACAGACUCAAAAUGUAAAAGCACACCCUAUGGGCCCCAAGAUCUGCUUCGCAGGAAAGGAAGCCUCGUGACACCACUGAAAGACAGGAACAAUGUGAUCGUGAAAAAUGAAACCAGGAUAUGGGCUAGAACUUGGAAGCUGUUAAAACAAAAUUCAACUUCAGAAGAAAUACGAAGAGAACUCUGUGAAAGUUAUCCGACAUACCAGGGUGAUUAUGCCUUCUCUUGGACCAUGCUAGGAAAGAAUAUUUUUAAUAAGUUUUGCGUUUCCAACAUGUCCCUUUUAGAGGCGUCUCUCCAAGAACUAAGAAACCAGAUCUCUCAGAUAUCAGGUGAUCCCAACAAUCAGAAAGUGAUGUUUCAAGAAAUGGUCAAAGCGCUGUCCUUCUUCUCAGAGCUGCAGAAGCAGACCGCCGUGUGGCAGGUCCUCUCUAGUUUUCCGAACGCAUUUCAGAAUACUGCAACCCUGAGAGAUGUAUUUGAUGUUCUCCAAAAAGCAAGCAGUGCUCUGCUGGCUGUGCAGAAGGGGUAUCCACGUGUCACCACUAACAAAGGCUUCACAACCCUUCAGACGUCAGUGCAACAUCUGCUGAAAACUCUAGACUCCAAUGCGGAAGGUGGCUCUCACAAUACAACCCAUCUGUGGAAUGAGGAUGAGAGACAGACGCUAUCCCCAACCAGCCUGGCUGCACAACUCCUCAUAUUGGAGAGCUUUGAAGAUGCUCUCUUAAAUGUCUCAGCAGAUAGUCCUUACAGUCCUUACCUGGCAUGUGUGAGGAAUAUCACUGACAAUUUGGCCUGGGGACCCCAAGAAAAUCUAAGGCUUCUGCAGUCCACAAUUCGACUUAAAGAAUCUUUUCUUCAGAAUGGCUCCUAUGAUGAUUAUCUCCCUUCAGUUCCUGAAGUCAUGAAAUCAAAACUGUCUCAACUCCGGAACUUGACUGAACUUCUUUGUGAGUCUGAAACGUUCCGUUCCAUAGAGACGACGUGCAGGCUGUCUAACCUGAGCUUUGGGAACUUGUGUGGAGAGAGUGCAUUUCACGUACAAUUCCUUGAAGCAGCAGAGCUCGGCACCAAAAUAGCAUCUGGCUUCCUGUUCCACGGAAAUAUCCUCUCUGAGAAACUGAAGGAUUUACUUGCAGGGGAUCCAAGCAAAAUUAAUUUAAAUAUGGAUCGGUUUCUAGAACAAGCGUUACAAAUGAAUUACUUGGAAAACAUCACACGGUUAAUGCCUACCAUAGAAGCCAUGCUGCAUGUCAAUCACAGCGCGGACACUUCUGAGCCACCAGGUCAGUUAAUUGAAAUGUUUAAAAAUGUAGAGGCACUCAAAGAAGAGCUGAGAACCACAACAGGAAUGUCCAACACAAGUGUCAACAAGUUGUUGGCCGUUCCUGUCCCUGAUAAUAGAGCCGAGAUUAUUUCGCGUGUGUUCUGGUUGCAUUCUUGUGAUGCGAAUAUCUCCAAUCCCAAAUUGGAAGAUGCGAUGAAGGAAUUCUGCAACCUGUCUCUUCCAGAGAGAUCCCGCCAGUCUUACCUCAUCGGGCUCACCCUUCUGCACUACCUAGAUAUUUACAACUUUACAUACAAGGUGUUUUUCCCGCGGCAGGACCAAAAGCCGGUAGAAAAGAUGCUAGCCCUCUUCCUCAGGCUGAAGGAGAUUCUAAAUCAGAUGAUGUCCAGCUCCAGUUUGCUGCUGAACAAAAUGGGCUCCCUGAAACAAAUGCACCUUCCCAGGAGUGCUCCCUAUGUUCAGGUAAUGGACCGGAGCAAGCGAAUGAGCACGCCCCAAGGGUCCUUUAGUACCAUCUCGCAAGCACUGUGCUCCGAAGGAAUUACCACGGAAUACUUAAUCGCCAUGCUGCCCUCUUCACAGAAGCCAAAAGGCAACCAUACGAAGGAUUUUUUGACUUAUAAAUUGACUAAAGAGCAAAUCGCUUCAAAAUACCGAAUUCCCUUAAACACCACCUCCUUUUGCUUCUCGCUUUACAAAGAUAUCAUUAACAUGCCUGCUGGACCUGUGAUAUGGGCUUUCUUGAAACCUAUGUUGUUGGGAAGGAUUCUGUAUGCACCGGACACCCCAGUCACAAAAGCAAUCAUGGAAAAGUCUAAUGUAACUCUGAGGCAGCUGGCGGAAUUAAGGGAGAAAUCUCAAGAGUGGAUGGAGAAGUCACCAUUUUUCAUGAAUUCUUUCCACCUGCUGAACCAGACGAUUCCGAUGCUCCAGAAUACUCUAAGGAAUCCCUUUGUGCAAGUUUUUAUAAAAUUCUCCGUGGGACUCGAUGCUGUUGAACUAUUAAAGCAAAUAGAUGACCUUGACAACCUGAGGCUGACCUUAGAGAACCACAUGGACAUCAUUGACCAUCUUAACACACUGUCUUCCCUGACAGUAAAUAUUUCCUCCUGUGUAUUGUAUGACCGCAUUCAGGCAGCAAGCACCGUGGAAGAAAUGGAGCGUGAAGCUGAAAGGCUCUACAAAAGCAAUGAACUCUUUGGAAGUGUUAUUUUUAACCUUCCUUCUGAAAGAAGACAGGAGAAAGGCUUUGCCUCUGAAAAGGGCCCUCUUCCUCCGGUUGUAAACUAUACUAUCCGCAUGAGUCUCAAGACGGCACAGACGACGAGAAGCAUAAGAACCAAGAUUUGGGCCCCAGGACCACACAAUUCGCCAUCCCACAACCAGAUCUAUGGCAGGGCCUUUAUUUACUUACAGGACAGUAUUGAACGAGCCAUUAUCGAAUUGCAGACUGGAAGGAACUCCCAGGACAUAGCAGUCCAGGUCCAAGCAAUUCCUUACCCCUGCUACCUGAAGGACAACUUCCUAACCAGUGUCUCCUAUUCUUUCCCCAUUGUGCUCAUGGUUGCCUGGGUGGUAUUUGUAGCUGCUUUUGUCAAAAAGCUUGUUUAUGAGAAAGACCUCCGGCUUCACGAGUACAUGAAAAUGAUGGGCGUGAACUCCUGCAGCCACUUUUUUGCCUGGGUUAUAGAGAGUGUUGGAUUCUUAUUGGUGACCAUCAUCAUUCUCAUCGUUAUACUCAAGUUUGGCAAUAUUCUUCCCAAAACAAAUGGAUUUAUUUUGUUCCUGUAUUUUUCGGACUACAGCUUUUCGGUCAUUGCCAUGAGCUAUCUGAUCAGUGUUUUCUUCAACAACACCAACAUUGCGGCUCUCAUUGGAAGCCUCAUCUACAUCAUUGCCUUUUUCCCAUUCAUUGUUCUGAUUACAGUGGAGAAUGAGUUGAGCUACAUAGUGAAAGUGUUCAUGAGCCUGCUUUCCCCAACAGCAUUCAGUUAUGCAAGCCAGUACAUCGCCCGGUACGAGGAACAGGGGGUCGGUCUCCAGUGGGAUAAUAUGUACAGUUCCCCAGUUCAGGACGACACCACCUCGUUUGGCUGGUUGUGCUGCCUCAUCCUCGCUGACUCUUUCAUGUAUUUCCUUAUUGCUUGGUACGUCAGGAAUGUGUUCCCAGGGACUUAUGGUAUGGCUGUUCCCUGGUAUUUUCCAAUCCUUCCUUCCUACUGGAAGGAGCGAUUUGGGUGUUCAGAGGUGAAGGACGAGAAAAGCAAUGGCCUUGUGUUUACUAAUAUCAUGAUGCAAAAUACCAACCCAUCUGCCAGUCCUGAAUACAUGUUUCCUUCCAAUAUUGAACCUGAACCAAAAGAUCUCACAGUUGGGGUUGCCCUGCACGGGGUGACAAAGAUCUAUGGCUCAAAAGUGGCCGUUGACAACCUUAAUCUGAACUUUUAUGAGGGGCAUAUUACCUCCUUGCUGGGGCCCAAUGGAGCUGGGAAAACAACCACCAUUUCCAUGUUGACUGGGCUGUUUGGCACCUCAGCAGGUACCAUCUUUGUGUAUGGAAAAGACAUUAAAACAGACCUCAACACUGUGCGAAAGAACAUGGGUGUCUGCAUGCAGCAUGACGUCUUGUUCAGCUACCUCACGACAAAGGAGCACCUGCUCCUCUACGGCUCCAUCAAAGUUCCCCAUUGGACUAACAAGCAGCUGCACGAAGAAGUGAAGAGGACUUUAAAGGAUACUGGCCUGUACAGCCACCGUCAUAAGAGAGUCGGGACGUUGUCGGGAGGAAUGAAGAGGAAGUUAUCCAUAUCCAUAGCUCUGAUUGGUGGAUCAAGGGUGGUUAUUUUGGAUGAGCCAUCGACUGGAGUUGAUCCAUGUUCUCGUCGAAGUAUAUGGGACGUUAUCUCUAAGAACAAAACUGCCAGAACCAUCAUUCUGUCCACACACCACUUGGAUGAGGCCGAAGUGCUGAGCGACCGCAUCGCCUUCCUAGAGCACGGCGGGCUCCGGUGCUGUGGGUCACCGUUCUACCUCAAGGAAGUCUUUGGGGAUGGAUACCACCUCAUCCUCACCAAGAAAAAGAGUCCAAAUCUAUGUUCGAGUGCAAUAUGUGAUACAGUGGCCGUGACAACGAUGAUCCGAUCACACCUCCCUGACGCCUAUCUCAAAGAAGAUGUCGGAGGAGAACUCGUCUAUGUGCUUCCUCCAUUUAACACCAAAGUCUCAGGAGCCUAUCUGUCACUGCUAAGAGCACUGGACAAUGGCAUGAGUGACCUCAACAUCGGCUGCUAUGGCAUUUCAGAUACCACCGUGGAAGAAGUCUUCCUGAACUUGACGAAAGAGUCCCAGAAGAAUAGUGAUAUGAGACUGGAGCACUUAACACAAAGUAAACUGGGCAGUUCCAGAGCCAACGGCAUCUCAACGCCCGAUGAUUUGUCAGUGAGCAGCAGUAAUUUCACCGACAGAGACGACAAAAUCCUGACCAGAGGAGAGCGACUGAGCGGGUUUGGAUUGUUACUGAAGAAGAUAAUGGCUAUCCUCAUCAAGCGGUUCCACCACACCCGCAGGAACUGGAAAGGCCUCAUUGCCCAGGUCGUCCUCCCCAUCGUCUUCGUAACCACGGCCAUGGGCCUGGGGACCCUGAGAGAUUCCAGCAACAGCUACCCCGAGAUCCAGCUCUCCCCAUCUCUGUACGGGACCGCUGACCAGACAUCCUUCUACGCUAAUUUUCACAAAUCGACAAAGCCGCUGGUCUCAGCUAUGUGGACCUACCCUGGCAUUGACAACCUAUGUCUGAACACUAGUGAUCCAAGAUGUUUAAAGAAAGACAGCCUUGGAAAAUGGGACAUCAGCAGAGAACCUAACAUCGAUUUUAGUGUCUGCACGUGCUCAGAAAAAAUUCAGAAAUGCCCUGACUAUAGCUAUAUCCCACCUCAUAGGAGAACUUAUUCUUCCCAAAUAAUUUAUGACCUCACUGGGCACCGCAUAGAAAAUUAUCUUAUAUCAACUGCCAAUGAGUUUACUCAAAAAAGAUAUGGAGGCUGGAGUUUUGGGCUGCCUUUGACUCAUGACCUUCAUUUUGAUAUAAAAGAAGUCCCUGUCAAUAGAACACUCACCAAGGUCUGGUACGAUCCUGAGGGCUAUCACUCCCUUCCAGCUUAUCUCAACAGCCUGAACAAUUUCCUCCUGCGAGUUAACAUGUCAAAACGCGACGCUGCCAGACAUGGCAUCAUCAUGUACAGUCAUCCCUAUCCAGGAGUGCAAGACCAAGAACAAGCCACGAUCAGCAGUUUAAUCGACAUUUUAGUGGCACUCUCCAUCCUGAUGGGCUACUCGGUCACCACCGCCAGUUUCGUCACCUACGUCGUGAGGGAACACCAGACCAAAUCCAAGCAGUUACAGCACAUUUCAGGCAUCGGUGUGACAUGCUACUGGGUCACCAACUUCAUCUACGACAUGGUCUUCUAUUUGGUGCCUGUAGCAUUUUCAAUUGGUGUCAUCGCAAUUUUCCAGUUACCUGCCUUCUACAGUGAAAAUAAUCUAGGCGCUGUCUCUCUUCUCCUUCUGCUGUUCGGGUAUGCAACAUUUUCCUGGAUGUACUUGCUGGCCGGGCUUUUCCAUGAAACUGGAAUUGCCUUUAUCACUUAUGUCUGUGUCAACUUGUUCUUUGGCAUCAAUACCAUUGUUUCCCUGUCGGUGUUAUACUUUCUUUCCAAGGAAAAACCUAAUGAUCCGACUUUAGAACUUAUCUCUGAAACCCUCAAGCGCAUUUUCCUGAUUUUCCCGCAGUUCUGCUUUGGCUAUGGGUUGAUUGAACUGUCUCAGCAGCAGUCGGUCCUCGACUUCCUAAAAGCCUAUGGUGUGGAGUACCCAAAUGAAACCUUUGAGAUGAACAAACUCGGUGCAAUGUUUGUGGCUUUGGUGGCUCAAGGCACCAUGUUCUUUUGCUUGAGACUCUUAAUUAAUGAAUGGCUAAUCAAGAAGUUCAGACUCUUCUUCAGAAAAUUCAUGUCUUCACCUGGAACGGAGACAAUCGAUGAAGACGAAGAUGUCCGGGCUGAGAGAUUCAGAGUUGAGAAUGGUGCUGCUGAGUUUGACUUGGUCCAACUCCAUCGUCUGACAAAGACCUACCAACUCAUCCACAAGAAGAUUAUAGCUGUAAACAACAUCAGCCUUGGAAUACCGGCGGGAGAGUGUUUUGGCCUUCUUGGGGUGAAUGGAGCAGGAAAGACCACUAUCUUCAAGAUGCUGACUGGAGAUGUCAUUCCUUCAAGCGGAAACAUUCUGAUCAGAAAUAAGACUGGAUCUUUGGGUCAUGUUGACUCUCACAGCUCGUUAGUUGGCUACUGCCCUCAGGAAGAUGCUUUAGAUGAUCUGGUGUCUGUGGAAGAACAUUUGUAUUUCUAUGCCAGGAUACAUGGAAUUCCAGAAAAAGACAUAAAAGAGACUGUUCAUAAACUUCUAAGGAGACUUCACCUAAUGCCCUACAAAGACAGACCUACCUCUUUGUGCAGUUAUGGCACCAAAAGAAAAGUAUCCACUGCACUGGCCUUGAUCGGAAGACCAUCCAUCCUUCUGCUGGAUGAGCCAAGUUCUGGAAUGGAUCCUAAGUCGAAGCGGCAUCUAUGGCGGAUCAUUUCAGAAGAAGUGCAGAGCAAAUGCUCCGUCAUCCUCACCUCGCACAGCAUGGAAGAGUGUGAAGCUCUCUGUACCAGGCUGGCCAUUAUGGUGAAUGGAAGUUUCCAGUGCAUUGGUUCCUUGCAGCACAUAAAGAGCAGGUUUGGACGAGGAUUUACUGUGAAGGUGCACUUGAAAAAUACCGAAGUGAGCACGGAGGCCCUGACAAGGUUCAUGCAGCUGCACUUUCCAAAAACAUACUUGAAAGAUCAGCAUCUCAGCAUGCUGGAGUAUCAUGUACCCGUCACAGCAGGAGGCGUAGCAAACAUUUUUGAUCUUCUAGAAACCCACAAGGCUUCCUUAAAUAUAACCAAUUUCCUAGUGAGCCAGACCACUCUGGAAGAGGUUUUCAUCAACUUUGCCAAAGAUCAAAAGUCCUAUGAAGCUGCUGAUACCAGUUGCCAAGUUUCCACCCUAAGUGUUGCCUCACAGGAUGAUCGGACACACUCUUAG
Echinops telfairi (small Madagascar hedgehog) is the source of this 7650-nucleotide messenger RNA. RefSeq names its product ATP binding cassette subfamily A member 12 (gene ABCA12). The record is from RefSeq and is a predicted model, not a curated record. Gene Ontology annotation, cellular component: intracellular membrane-bounded organelle; membrane. The transcript is spliced from 52 exons. Gene Ontology annotation, molecular function: lipid carrier activity; ATP binding; ABC-type transporter activity. Lineage: Eukaryota; Metazoa; Chordata; Mammalia; Afrosoricida; Tenrecidae. Bases 1 to 7650 code for a protein of 2549 amino acids. Gene Ontology annotation, biological process: transmembrane transport; lipid transport.